This is a messenger RNA of Plutella xylostella (diamondback moth), 3721 nucleotides long. Its product is annotated as matrix metalloproteinase-2. Gene Ontology annotation, cellular component: extracellular matrix. NCBI's taxonomy places the organism in Eukaryota, Metazoa, Arthropoda, Insecta, Lepidoptera, Plutellidae. The record is from RefSeq and is a predicted model, not a curated record. Gene Ontology annotation, molecular function: metalloendopeptidase activity; zinc ion binding. Gene Ontology annotation, biological process: extracellular matrix organization; collagen catabolic process; proteolysis.
GUUAGUAGAGGAUGGCGCGUGGAGCGGCGCGCGCCUGCAGCCGUCAGUCUCGCGGCCACUUCCGACACACUCGCACCGUGACAUACUGACGAUCCAGUUUCUAUACCAGUUUUAGUGUUAGUGCUUUUAUAUUCGCAACUUGUUGAAUUACCAGUUCGUUUGAUCCUGACGCAGUUUCAGCCGAGUCCGCGGUGUGAAUUCUGUAAUAGAGCAGUGCUUUCAGUGUCAACUUGUGAAGCUCGCUGUCCCUCUCUGUUCAGUUCAGUUGAAAGCGAAAGCUUCAUUCGAGACUUCACGCGUUGUUUUGUUUUCAAGAUUUCCGCGAAAGGUUUUUCUCUGGACGAAACGUACAGAUCUUCAAUAUCUUGUUCAUACAAGAAUAUUAUAAGCAGAAUAUAAACAGGCGCGCCGCCCACGCCGGCCGAUAGAGGCGCAUCCCGCCGCGGGAGACUUAUCUGUCCACGUCACAGGAAACAUGCCGAUAGCGGGCUCAUGAGGAGCAGCGAGCAGAGCGGGCCCCCGCCAGCAUGCGCCCCGCGCGCCCCCCGCGCCCCCCGCGGCGCCCCGCCCCCACCCCCGCCGCCAGCACCAGCCGCGGCAUCACCACACACGACUGCACCGUAGAACAUAGAAACACGACAACAAGUCACAACCAUUCCAAUGAUAAUUUAGAUGAAAUUCAACAAACGACUGAUUAUGUAGAUAGCUUUAGAAUACCACAUAAGGGAAGGUACGCUGAAUGCCAAAAUAAAUAUGUCGAAAGACGGUGCUCUCACACAAUCGACCGAGAAGGAUUGCAUAAUCAGAGCGACGUAUUCGGUAAAGAAUCGAUUAGUGUCAGAAAUAAGGAAGCGGCGUCCUUAUAUGGGGGGCGGAGAAAGGGUGCUUUGAAGGAAUGUGUCCGGAGCUGGUCGGCCUGGGGGCUCGCGUGGCGGAGCUGUGGUGUCCUCUUGAUGCUGCUGUCUUGCUGCGCCGCCGCCCCGCACCCCGCCCAGCGCCCCCUCCCGCGCCGCGCCCGGGACACUCUGCAGGACACGCAAGCUACUCGGAGCUACCUGCAGCAGUUCGGGUACCUGCGGCGCGGGCAGCCCGAGGUUGCCAACCUGCUGCACGGCGACGCCGCCGCCACCCACGAGGACGACUUCAGGAUCGCCGUCAAGACUUUACAGGAGUUUGGUGGACUACCCGUAACGGGAGAGAUAGACGAAGCAACUAGAGAGCUCAUGAAGAAGAGACGCUGUGGGCGGCCGGACCGAGAUAACGGUGACGAGGGCGAGGAUCGCAGGCGGAGGAAGAGAUUUGCAGUGCAGGGGCAGAAAUGGAAACACACCAACUUAACUUGGAGCCUGUCGUCUCUCCGGCGGCCGUCCACGCUGGACCCGCACCACACGCGGGCCGUGCUGGCGCGCGCGCUGGACGUGUGGGAGCAGGCCUCGCGCCUCACCUUCACCGAGGUCAACUCCGACGAGGCCGACAUCGUCGUCUCCUUCGCCAAACGGUACCACGACGACUCGUACCCGUUCGACGGGCGCGGCUCGAUCCUGGCGCACGCGUUCUUCCCGGGCUCGGGCCGCGGCGGCGACGCGCACUUCGACGACGACGAGCUGUGGCUACUACAGCCCAAUAAUGAUGACGAGGAAGGAACCUCCCUGCUAGCGGUAGCGGCGCACGAGUUCGGGCACUCGCUGGGGCUCAGCCACAGCUCGGUGAAGGGCGCGCUCAUGUACCCCUGGUACCAGGGCAUCCAGAGCAACUUCGUGCUGCCCGAGGACGACCGCAACGGCAUCCAGCAGAUGUAUGGACCCAAAGAAAGGCGUAUAUGGGGUAAGAUACCAUACUACCGGCCGGUGGAGACUCCAGCUCCGACGACUACCACCACCACGACCACGACGACGACCAAGCGGCCGUACCACCACCACACGCACCGGCACCCGCAGCGCCACCAGCCCGGCUACCCGUACCGCCCCUCCAAGUACCCCACCUACUACCCCGAGCGACCCAACUACCCCUACUACCCUGAGCGACGGCAUAACACCACUGAGGAGCAUCCCAGAAGAACAACGCAUCACUACUCGCGGCCCACUCCUGACACCACCACGCCGUCAACGACGUACCGCCCGAGGUACCCUCAAGUGAGGCCAGAGCACCCCGGCUACCCGCGCCCCAACACCCCGCCCGACCCGCGCAAGGACCACCCCAAGAAGCCGUACUAUCCGGAGAAGACCACCUCCAGGCCCUCCACCACGCCGUCGGAUAAGCCGGACACGUGUGACACCACUUAUGAUGCGGUCGCUUUGAUUCGAGGAGAACUCUUCAUAUUUAAGAAUAGGUAUCAUUGGAGGAUGGGAGCCCACGGCCGCUACUCCGGGUAUCCCAUAGAGAUAUCGAGGAUGUGGUCCGGCUUGCCGAGGAACCUGACCCACGUAGACGCGGUUUAUGAACGGCCUGACAGGAAAAUUGCCAUUUUCAUAGGAAAAGAGCUAUACCUAUUCGAUACGCAAUACCUAGUUCGAGGAUAUCCGAAGCCAUUAGUAGAUCUCGGCUUGCCUGAGAGCUUGGACCGUCUCGACGCGGCGAUGGUUUGGGGCUACAACGGGAAGACAUACUUCUACAGCGGAAAUAUGUAUUGGAAGUUUGAUGAAGAGGAAGGCCACGUUGAGCUGGACUACCCACGAGACAUGGCCAUGUGGAAGGGAGUCGGAUACAACAUAGACAGUGUUUUCCAAUGGAAAGAUGGUAAAACGUACUUCUUCAAGGGCAAAGGGUACUGGAAGUUCAACGACCUCCAGAUGCAGGUGGAACACGAGCGCCAGCUCCUGUCGGCUCCGAAGUGGAUGGGGUGUCCCGCCGAGCGCAUCGGCCACCGCGAGCCGUACCGGGGCAUCCCGCCGCCCGGCUCCACCCUGCGAUCCCCCAGCGCCGGACACACUCACACCUCCAGCCUACCCUUACUCACUUCUGCGAUCCUAGUACUCCUCACCUAUAUUCGAUACUAUUUGUAAAUAAAUUCCCGCAUUUUAUCUCUCUAUCUUAUGCUAUGGUAUACCUUUGAUAUUGCUGUAUUAUGUAAAAAAUUAGGUACAUAUCGAAAUGUAUUCAGAUUUUAAUUGUAAUUAGUUAAUUUUACUUUACCUACCUUUAAGUGUUCUUUUGACGACAUUUUGCGCAAACUAUGCACUGCCUACUUUAGUAUUAAUUAUACGCCUGAGUAUACAUAUAGGAAUAAACAUAUUUUAUAACAAUUAAAGUAACUAUUUUAGAUUUAGAAAGUAGUUUUUUGGUUAUAUGUACAUUUUGAUCUCAACAUGAUCGAGUGCUUGAAUUAUUUUAAGACAUGUAAGGUAUAUAACACCAUUGAUUUAGCUUCUGUACAGUUUGUCGGUAUAUCAGUGUCUGUAAUUGAUGUUAAAUCUUUUUAUCACUAUUUCUAUGUAAUAAAUUCAAUAUCCUUAUUAGAAUUAAUGUUUUCAAACUUGACUGUAAGUACAGUAUAGAUUAUAAGUAAAAACAUUUUAGUUUAGUCUUCUUCUGUUUCAAACUUAAAUGUAUUUAUGCUGGUUAAAAGAGGUACACAUAAACUGUAAUUUGUAAAGUAUCAUACUUAUAGAACAUAGGAAGUAUAUAGAAAUACAUAUAAUGUAGAGCAGAUGAAACUGUGUUACAGAGUUAAUGAACUGGAGUACUGUUAGCGCCAAAAACUAGAUUACCUUUUUCACUGUUU